Messenger RNA from Stereum hirsutum FP-91666 SS1, 3750 nucleotides. RefSeq lists its product as uncharacterized. The record is from RefSeq and is a predicted model, not a curated record. Gene Ontology annotation, biological process: regulation of DNA-templated transcription; DNA-templated transcription. NCBI's taxonomy places the organism in Eukaryota, Fungi, Basidiomycota, Agaricomycetes, Russulales, Stereaceae. Gene Ontology annotation, molecular function: DNA-binding transcription factor activity, RNA polymerase II-specific; zinc ion binding; DNA binding. The coding region runs from base 350 to 3400 and encodes 1016 amino acids. The transcript has 8 exons.
CGAUGUGCUCUUUAUACCCCUCCUAAUGCCGUGUCUACGCGUCCUUGUCCUUGUUCCGAGCGCCUUUGUGCCCCCAUCACGUCCGAUAAGGAGCUCCUGAGUAUGUAAGUCUUCUCCACUGUCUGGUUGUUGGCCGCGAGGCCUCUGAGACCCUGGGCUUCGAAGACGUUCGAGUCAGUGAGCGGUAGCGAGAGCGCCACACCCACAUCUACGCCGUGCCACCGCAACUUCAGCCACAGGACGGAACGCGCGUGGGUCAGCGACGAAUAUGGCAGCCGCCCGGCGCUGAAGCCGAGACGGCCUCUGCGUUCGUCAGUGCUUUUGUCUUCGUUCUAUCAUCUCAGUCUACAUGGAUUCUCCCUCAGAGCCAAAGGCGGGUUCGUCGUCGUCCCCAGCGGCCGACGUGGUCGAGUACAAGAAGGACGGCAGCGUCUCGCGCAUGCGUUCGCACAAGGGAAAUGUCCCUCAGCUGCCGCAGACGAAGUUGUGCCCGUUCUGUCCAGCCAAAUUUACCCGCACGACGCAUCUGAACCGGCAUCUCAGAAAUCAUACGAAUGAACGAAUGUAUCGCUGCGAGACUUGUACUGCUCAGUUCACUAGGAGUGAUCUUCUCGCGAGACAUAAAAGGAGCUGCGGUGAUGCUCGUACCCGCCGUCGCUCAUGUCAAGCGUGCGCCGGCCUCAAAGUCAAGUGCGAUCUCAGGAGCCCGUGUUCAAAAUGCAUCCAGCGAGGAAGAGAGUGCGUGUACGGUGCUGAGGGUGAGACGACCAUGCCAUUGAGAAGGUCUGCUUCACCCACUCGAAGACGGGGCAGCUCGUCCGAGCAACACGCACAGGGAACGCCACCAGCGCCAACUGCUUCAGGUUCGCAGCCCACUCAGUCUCAGCAACCAACUCCGAAUCUCGACGGCACUGCGACAUGGUCCUUGUCGUCCUUCCCGGAUGACUUUUCCUCUUCUGCGUUCCCCGAGCUAGGUCUCAUGGAUACGGGCAUGUCGAACGACCAUCCAUCUUCCCAGCCACUGAACGCAGAGAAUCUUGCUCAAUUCGGAUCGAUGUUGCCGCCUCCCGUUCCUCGGGCAAAUAGCCCUAUGUCGCACGCGCGCUCACUUCCCAACUAUAACUUCGAAAACUGGGACCUCGCCUCCUCAGAGACGCUCUCCUCCUUCGCGCCUUCUCAACACGCCUUCACCAGCUUCGGCGGCCCCACCGGGCUCGCCAAUCUCGGCUCUUUCUCGAACGACAUGUUCGAACCCUUCUUCCGAGACGUCUUUGGCCUGUCGAGCAUCCAAGAGAACGCUCAGGAGGGUCUCGGCGCUAAUGGCGACGACUUGAGCAUGGAUCAGAUCCUCAGCCGAGAUCCUCAGUUGCACCCUGUUGUCGAUAGUUUCAUCUUCUCUGGUGACGCAAACUCGCAGCCACUCGAUGAUCAGCUUAUGCACGACAUGAUGGUCAACACGUAUCCUACCCCUCCGGAGGCGGAGGGGCUCGAUAGUAUGUCGUCGUUUACGGCAGGUGCUUCUACGUCCCAGGAGCCUCAACAACCAGCUCCACCACCGCCUGUGUCACAGCAGCCACCGCCGCCGCAGAGAGAAGCUCCCGCUCAGCAAGCUCAGCCGGAACCGUCUACGGCGUACCCCACGCCGGAGAAUUCAUUACCGACGCCACCCUCGAGCAUUCCGGAGGAGGUUCCGGAGCCUACGACGGAAGAGUUACAGCAAUACUUGUAUAUCUUCUUGACGCAGUUCUUGCCACAACUUCCUAUCGUGCAUACUCCUUCGCUCCGUGUGGAGCUCAAGCCUCCGAUUCUGCUUCGCGCUAUGCAAGCGUGUGGCGCGUUGUUCGUCAAGACGAAGACGGCGGAGGCGUUUGUGACGAAGGUUCUCGCGAACUCUAGAGACACGUUGGUUGGCGAAUUUUCGAAGGCGUCGCCGGAUCCUAAGCAUCGAUUACACAUCAUCAUGACGAUUGUCUUCCUUCAGACGAUUGGCUUGUUCCAUCAGAAUCCUGAGCAACGAGCUUCGUCGAGUUUGUAUCAUGGUAUGGUCGUUCUGAUGAUUCGCCAAACUGGUAUCGUCGAAAGAAACGCAAAUUGGACUCAGAAAGACUGGCGGGUCACGGACCCUGAAGAACUUCGCGCCGCUUGGAUCGAUUGGGCAGCAUACGAGAGUAUCAAGCGCGUGAUGCUACUGUCGUACAACCAUGAUCAAGCCCACCCCAUCUACUUCUCCCUCCCUGCCUCGUUCCGCUCAUCCGAAUUCGUAGGUUGCCUCCCCUCCGACGAAGCCCUCUGGACCGCACCCUCUCCCGAAGCCUGGCAACGCCUCGUCAUGUCACCCUCUCCCUAUGGUACCGGCGAAGAGCGCCUCCGCGGGGUGUCCAUGCAAAAAGCACUAUCCGCCAUCGGCAUCGAGAACGACAAACUCAGCAAUGCUACAGUCGGUCUGGACGCGCCUCCGAAGGAUUUAGGCAUCAUCAGUCCUUUCGGACACUUCAUCCUGAUCCAGGCGAUCUUGGCGAUGCUCUGCCAACUCUGCAAGAGCUCUCCUAUGGGUGCGUCCAGGGGCCAGGUCGGAGGCGGAGCGAACAGGGACGGGAUGCCACCCGUGGCCGUACCGGCAGGAGAAGAAGUGAACGAGAACGUGUUCGUCGUUCAGCUCGCUUUACAUCGUUGGCUCCGUAUUUGGCUCCAAAACCCGGAAGCCACACGCACGCCCAAUAUCCCCCAAUCGUCUUCGAGCACGGCGACGACGACCUCGGGUCUUGCUGGUUCGGCAUCGCAAGGCAAGAAAUCGGGCGACGCGCCCUUCUUUGGCGACCCCUUGCCUUUCUAUUGGCUCGCACAGUUACUGCUCCUUGCGUUCCAAGAGCAACUCCCUCCCUUCGCGCCAAAGAAGAAAGAAGGCCCUCCACCGCACAACCCCCUCAAAAUCACGUCCUUCUGCGUCGGUGUGUCCGAACCCGAGCCUCUCCUGCACCACGAUCCGCCCUCGCACAACUCGUCGUCCCCACCUGACCCGCGUCCGCACGCCUCCCCCGAAUUCGUCUCCCCGAUGUAUUACAGGGCGCCACACCUCGCUCCGACGCCACAGGGCCCACAGGCCCUGAGCUCGAUCAGCCAGUUUACGCUUGUGAAGAGCUGGUUGCAUCAUAUUAGGCUGUUCUUGAAGAAGAGUGAGGGGAGCGCGACGGUGGUGUGGGAUGAGCUGAUGAAGAUUCGAUUGAGGGGGUGGGAGGCGGAUGCGGCGGGGCUGGGGGUGGCGAAGGAGAGGGGUGGGGCGAUGAGUAGAGGGGACGAGAGCGUGAAUGGGGAGGGGGGGAGUGUGAAUGGGGAGUUUACGUAUGAGGAGCAUGGGUUGUUGGGUUUCUUUGAGGAGGUGGAUCAGAAGUUGAGGAUUUGAGAUGGAGGGGAAAGGCUGCUGGUGUAUGAUGUAUACGUUUGGGUGUCGAUGCAGGGUUGUAGGCGAAGUUGGAGCGAAGGAUGAAGUAUAGUCAAGGUUUGUACUGCUUCUUUUAUCUAUUGCUGGUUUGCUUGCGAGGCAUCGCUUUGAUGGCGUUCUUUUUUUUUCUCCGUUUCUCGGUAGGGUUCAUUUCAGUCGCCGUUGUUGUUUCUUGUGCAUAGCAUAUAUCUAGUUUCGCGUCGCCGUCGUUCGUUAGAAUAGCAAACGAUCUGUCACUGUAGUACUAUUAAAUCAGAUGAGGUCGCUUGAACGUGUCGAAUUGUAGUUUUCCUAAAUGUGAAGCGAAAUAC